This is a messenger RNA of Habropoda laboriosa, 942 nucleotides long. Its product is annotated as vitamin K-dependent protein C-like. Gene Ontology annotation, biological process: proteolysis. Lineage: Eukaryota; Metazoa; Arthropoda; Insecta; Hymenoptera; Apidae. The transcript has 7 exons. Bases 1 to 942 code for a protein of 313 amino acids. Gene Ontology annotation, molecular function: serine-type endopeptidase activity. The record is from RefSeq and is a predicted model, not a curated record.
AUGAAGCUGCAGAACUUCGUCAAGUAUCUCAUUUGCGCCCUAUUGUUGGUGCUUACCUUCGAAUCGACACGCUGCGACAAACUUAAUACAUUUGACAUUCAAAAUGACGAAGUGAGAGAAACGCGUGGUAUUCUGGAUUUUCUGUUUGGCAGAUUCAAAACCUGCGGCAAUUGUCUUUGUGGACGACCAAAUCGAUCAAAUGAAGCACGAUUUCUCGGCGGAGAGUACACGAAGGCGCAUGAAUUUCCAUGGCUUGCGAACAUUCACGUGCGAUCGCAGUUCCUAUUCAGCGGAAUUCUAAUAAACGAUCGCUACGUUUUAACAUCAGCCAAUCAACUCGUUAGUGUAACUGCACCGGAAGUAAAGGUAUCCCUUGGGGAGUACGAUCGAUGCAAUCUAGAUAUAUCAUCGGCAACGAUCAGCGUAGAAUCUUUGAUUCUACAUCCGGAAUAUAAUCUCGAAUCCCGCGCUCAUGACUUAGCACUGAUCAAGUUAAGUCAACCAAUUAAAUUCGAAAGGAGGAUAUCGCCUAUCUGCUUGCCAAAUCCAGGCUCAACUUAUCUCGGACAAGUUGGAACGUUAGUCGGAUGGACAGCAAGCAAUGCAGAGGAUAAAAACAAUAACCGAACUUGUAGACCGCGAAAAUUGGGCCUUCCAAUUUUAGGUUACGACGAAUGCGUAAGGUCUGGAAUAAAUCCUAUGAAUUUCCACAACGAUUCUGGUUGUGCUGGCGUAUUAGGUGGAAGCUCUAUUGUAUGCGAGAAUGACGUAGGUUCUUCUGUGCAGUAUCGUUCAUAUGCAGGAGUUUACGAUAUCAUUGGGAUUAUUUCGGACAUAAACAAAUGCGGUAGCACACCUGCUGUUUCAAUAUUCACAAGGAUUGGUCCACACUUAAGUUGGUUAUUGCAACAAACAAAAGAUGCAUGUUAUUGUCCAAAAUAA